GGACCGGUUUUCCUCUCGUGCUCGGGAAGCUUUCUCAGGACAAACGAACCGUAAAACCGGCGGCAAAAAAAUAGAAGUGGUCGAGACGCUACAAAUCUUUACAAAUACAAAUAUAUAACACAUACAUCGCCACAGAUACAAUUCACAAUUCCCACUUGCGAAAACCCACACUCCAUUUUGCAGUUUUGAAACUCUCUUUCAAUUUCCCUCCAAAAUCUCUAGUAAGUUUUUACUGUUUUAGCAAUGGCAAGCAAGCUUAAGGUAGAAGAGCUCCGUUCUGAACUCCUCAAACGCGGUCUUAGCACCUCCGGAAUUAAGCCCACCCUGGUUCGAAGACUCGAAUCUGCUAUUCGCAAAGAGAAGGAGCAAGUACCGGACGGAAAUGGCUGUUCGGUGGGGAAGAAGAGGGAAAGGGAUUUGGCAGAUGAAGAAGAGUUGGUUAAGUCAAAUGUGUCGGACAAAAUUGAGGCCGUGGAGGAGUUUCGGAACAUGGGUAUUAGGCAGCUGCGCGAACAAGCCUCUCUUCGUGGAAUUUCCACAACUGGGUCUAAGAAAGAAUUGUUGGAGAGGCUUUGUCAGGACUCUGACAAGGGCUUCGACAAUGGCAUUCCUCAAGCUGAGGAAGAAGGGGAUGAUAGAAAGGAGGAGAAGAUUAUUACUGCUACCAAGAAGGGUUCGGCAGUGUUGGACCAAUGGCUACCAGACGACAUGAAGACACAGUACCAUGUUUUACAUAUUGGGAAUGACAUCUAUGAUGCCAUGUUGAACCAGACAAAUGUUGGCGAUAAUAAUAACAAGUUCUACGUGAUUCAAGCUCUUGAAUCUGAUGAUGGUAGCAGAUUCAUGGUUUAUAAUAGAUGGGGAAGAGUUGGCGUGAAAGGUCAAAACAACAUACAAGGCCCUUACACAUCACGAGAAAGUGCCAUCCAUGAGUUUGAACAGAAAUUUUAUGCGAAGACCAAGAAUCACUGGUCUAAUAGAAAGGAGUUUGUUUCCUACCCUAAGAGCUAUACUUGGUUGGAAAUGGACUACAAUGAAAACAAGGAGGACUCAACUGUCAAAGAACAGCCUAUCUCAGCUUUACAAGCAAAACCUCAGAACACUAAGCUUGAGCAGCGUGUUGCAAAGUUCAUAUCUCUCAUUUGCAAUGUCAGUAUGAUGAAGCAGCAAAUGAUGGAAAUAGGAUAUAAUGCUGAUAAAUUACCACUUGGAAAGUUAAGCAAAUCAACAAUUUUGAAGGGCUAUGAAGUGCUGAAGAGAAUUGCUGAUGUGAUUGGCCAAUCUGAUAGGAGAACACUAGAGCAAUUAAGCGGAGAAUUUUACACUGUCAUUCCUCAUGAUUUUGGAUUUAAAAAAAUGCGUGAUUAUGUAAUCGACACUCCUCAGAAGUUGAAAAGCAAAUUGGAAAUGGUUGAAGCACUAAGUGAAAUUGAGGUGGCAACGAAAUUGUUGAAGGAUGACAUUGGUUUUCAGGAAGAUACCCUGUACUCUCAUUAUCAAAGCCUUCGCUGUGAGCUGACACCGCUUGAUGUUGAUUCCGAUGAGUUCACCAUGGUGGCAAAAUAUAUGCAGAACACUCAUGGAAAAACACAUUCAAAUUAUACUGUGGAUAUUGCCCAGUUAUUCAGACUAUCAAAGGAGGGUGAAGAAGACCGUUUCAGAAAGUUCUCAAGUGCCAAAAAUAGAAUGCUGUUGUGGCAUGGUUCACGGCUCACGAAUUGGACUGGAAUCUUAUCCCAAGGUUUGCGCAUUGCUCCACCCGAAGCACCUGUAACUGGUUACAUGUUUGGGAAAGGGGUUUACUUUGCUGACAUGUUCUCCAAAAGUGCAAAUUAUUGCUACGCUUCCCACAAUGCUACAACUGGCGUGCUUCUUUUGUGUGAGGUUGCACUUGGUGACAUGGCUGAACUUCUAACUGCAAAGUAUGAUGCUGAUAAGCUACCAAAGGGAAAGCUAAGCACGAAGGGAGUUGGACGAACUGCUCCUGAUCUCUCCGAAGCUCGGGCGCUCGAUGAUGGUGUUUUAGUUCCCGAAGGAAAACCGAAAGAGAAUCCACACCAUGAGGGUGCUUUACUGUAUAACGAGUACAUUGUUUACAAUGUCGAACAGAUUAGAAUGCGCUACGUUGUUCAGGUCAAUUUCAAUUUUAAGCGUUGACUCAAAAACAUGUUCAGGUCAAAAAACAUGGAAGUUGACUUUAAUGUUAGCUCCUAUCUGUCUUUGUUUUUUUGUCUUGUUAUUAGGACAAGACGGAUAUAUGGAGGAAGCGUAGACAGUUGUAUGUACAAAGUUAAUGUAUCACUCACAUAAGAUUGAAUAA
Messenger RNA from Morus notabilis, 2320 nucleotides. Its product is annotated as poly [ADP-ribose] polymerase 2. The record is from RefSeq and is a predicted model, not a curated record. The transcript has 18 exons. Gene Ontology annotation, molecular function: NAD+ poly-ADP-ribosyltransferase activity. The coding region runs from base 244 to 2157 and encodes 637 amino acids. Lineage: Eukaryota; Viridiplantae; Streptophyta; Magnoliopsida; Rosales; Moraceae.